ACCUAAACAGAUAUAUAAUUGUUACAAAAUCAUUUAAAAUCACAAAAUGUUUAUUAAAAAUAUAAUAAUUUUGCUUUAUUAUAACGGGACGUCGAACCCAAUCGCCCCUCUAGACCCGUCCCUGACUGUAUUCAAAAUUAUUUAAAUUACUUUUUCAUUGAAUUUUCUUGAAAUUUAGUCCCAGUUUGAUCAAGUUUCCGUGAAUCCCUCAAAAUUUAAUGAAAUAAACGGACUUCCACGGAAACUCAACCGCUCCGACUUGACAUAAUUCAUCCCUCUCUUCAAGAAUGGACAGCCCCUUAAUUUGUUUUUUGAAAAAUUUAAUAUAAAAACAAUAAUUACUCAAAUAAAAAAAACUAAAAUGAAAACAAAUGUUUAUCAAACUACAGUUACAUUAUAUUUGUUCAAGUUAUCUGUUUAACUGAUAAGCACAAUACUCUUGAUUAAAGUAUACUACGAAAGAAUUAAAAUGGCAAACAAUCAUAUAUAUUUAUGUUAAUUGUAAAGGGAAUUUAGACAAGGUGAUUUGCUUUUGCAUUAUGUAAAACCUCGUUCAUUUUUGUAGUUAAAACGAAAACAUAACUGAAACCAAAACUCUAUAUGUUUCAGUUCUGUUUCUGAGUUUCUAUUUUCAGGUAAUGUGGAGUCCAUGCUUAAAACUGUAGGGAUGAGGUGAAAAUGUAUACUUCCAGGAUAAAAAGAGCAUGGUUAAAGCUGUUUUAAUAUUUUUUUUUGUAUCUUUCAGAGAAACAAAACUCAUCACAAAAGAAAAAAGAAACAAAAAAAAUGAGUGACAUAAAAGAGGUAAAAGAUUUGUUUAGUAAAAAAUUUACUUUUAAUGUCAAAAGUUCAUUGCCAAAUGUAAAUAAGUUAUUUAAGUCUGAAAGAUGGGAAAUAGAAGAAUUAAUGGUAAUGAAAGAUGAACUUAAUCAAGUGAAAAGUAAGUUAGAUGAUAAAGAUAUUAUUAAGUGGAAGAAGCAUACAAAUUAUACAAAUAAAGCUGGCAAAGUGAAAUAUAAAGUAAGAAUGGAAAUUGGACCUGAACUGUUAACCCAAGCAUGGUUAAAAUUUGUUGAAAUUGCUUCUACAUAUACUAUUAUACCAAAUGAUGAGAAAAAAGUUUAUACAUUUCAUCUGUGUGAAGCUCCUGGAGCUUUUAUUUCAGCUCUUAGUCAUAUUCUAGUAAUGAGGAAUAAAAACCUUGAGUGGCAAUGGAUGGCUAACACACUUAAUCCACAUUAUGAAGGAAACUGCUCUUCUUCAACAAUUACGGAUGAUAAUUUCAUUCUUCAUACCCUUGAUAAUUGGUAUUUUGGUAAAGGUAAUACUGGAAAUAUCAUGGAUAUUAAUUAUCUGCAUGAUUUACAGAAGAAGGUUGAUAGCACAAUGAAUCUAGUCACUGCAGAUGGAAGUGUUGAUUGUCAAGGUGAUCCUUCAGAACAAGAGAAAAUUGUUACUCAUCUUCUUUUCUGUGAAAUUGUUAUUGCUCUUCAUUUAUUAGCACGUGGAGGAAACUUUGUUAUUAAAAUGUUCACAAUGUUUGAAUGUGAAUCUGUCUGUAAUUUAUAUUUAUUGAAUUGUUUGUUUUCAGAAGUUCAUGUUUUUAAACCAGCCACCAGUAAGUCUGGAAAUUCAGAAGUUUAUGUUAUUUGUUUGGGUUACAAAAGAUCUGAAAAUAUUCAUUUAUUGUUAGAAGUAUUAAGAAACAAAAUUGGUAUAAAAAUUAAUUUAGCCUUAGUUAAUUACCCUUUUUCAAAUUUAGAAGAUAAAUCAUCUAAUAUAUUAUUCUUUCUAAGAGAUAUUGAUGAAAUAUUUUUGGAUCAGUUAAUAAGUUGUACAAAACAAUUUAAAAGAUAUCAAGUAGAUACUAUUGAAGAAAACUUAAAAUAUAAUAAUGAAAGGAAUGAAUUUCCAAUAAAGCAUUUAAAUUUCAUAAAAGAACAAUGCUCAAAUGAAUACAUCUCAAAGUUUAAUUUAUGUUCAAUACCUUCAUCCAAUUUCAUUGUUUCAAAAGCUGAUGAAGAAUUACUAGCAAAAAAUUUCAAUAGGAGUAAUAUUGAAAUGUGGAAAUUGAAUAAUAUGUUUAGAGAAGGAAGUUUAAAUUCAAGAAGAGAAGAAGAAAAGAAAGGAUGGAAUGUGAGAAAAGAAAUAAUUAGAGAUUGGUUGUCAUCUUUGCCAAAACAUUACAGAUUAACUCCAUUUUCUAUAAAGAAAAAGCCAGUUGUAGUGUGUCAGAAAUCCUGGAUUAAAGUUGGACAAAAAUACAAGAAUAUUAAUAAUUCAAAAUUUUGCAUUCCUUACAUUUUGAAUGUUUGGAACGAAGUAAUUAAUAAUAAAAAGAAUUUAAAUGAUACCUGGAAAGAAUAUAAAUACAAUUGGAGUUGGUCUCGUUUAAAGCAGCAAAAGCAUCUAUAUUCAGAAUUGUUAGAAUUUGAAGUUUUAGUAAAUAUGGAUAUAAAUAACAAUAAUCCUGAAAUUAAUGAGAUUGUUAAUGUUUUAAACUUUGAAAGAUUGAAGAUAAUACCAUUCAAUAAGUCAAAAAAUCAUUAUGGAAGAAAAAUUUUAUUUGCAAGUUAUUCAGUUACUGAUCUCAUUUAUGAUGUUACUGAAUAUCAAAUAAAUAUUGUAGAAGAUUGCAUUAAGUUAUUAAAGAUAAUCAAAGAUGACGAUGCUUUAAUUUUAUGCAAUCAAGGUGCCUUAACACGAUUUAGUGCUGGAAUAAUAUUUCUUUUGUGCUGUUUAUUUCAUGAGGUUCUAGUACUUAAUCCAAAAAAGUCUUCAUCUCCACUUUCUAAUCAGAUAUGGAUAUUUUCAAGUUGUAAUUUUAAAUAUGUUGAUAACAUAAGAAAACAUUUAGAACUUGUUGUAGAAGUUCAUAAUCAAGAAGAUCUGUAUCAAGUUUUGGAAAUAGUUCCAAUUCAUAUGCUAUGUGAAAAAUCAUUUUACGGAUUUCUACUAGAUAAAAAUGAAGCAUUUAUGAUUCAAAAAUUACAUUCAAUUUUGAAUUGUUGAAAGAUUUUAAAAGCAAAAUAGUAUUUAAUACUAUAAGAAUGAAUAUUUUUU
Molecule: messenger RNA, 3063 nt
Organism: Centruroides sculpturatus (bark scorpion)
Lineage: Eukaryota; Metazoa; Arthropoda; Arachnida; Scorpiones; Buthidae
Product: cap-specific mRNA (nucleoside-2'-O-)-methyltransferase 2-like
Exons: 13
Coding region: 787-3012 (741 amino acids)
Biological process (GO): 7-methylguanosine mRNA capping
Cellular component (GO): nucleus; cytoplasm
Molecular function (GO): methyltransferase cap1 activity
Source: RefSeq, a predicted model, not a curated record